Messenger RNA from Striga asiatica, 378 nucleotides. Lineage: Eukaryota; Viridiplantae; Streptophyta; Magnoliopsida; Lamiales; Orobanchaceae. The record is from the annotation of a GenBank genome assembly.
AUGAAGGUUCCUCUAAAUUUGAUACUUUUUGGUAGUACUGCUCCAUUAAUGACUUGUUCGAACACCAACACCUCAUUCCAAAGGAACCCUCCUUCAGAAAAUUCAGGUGGCUUGCAUCUGGCCACACCCCCACGCAACCCACAAACCAACAACCCCCUAUCAGUUGUAGACCAGGGCUGUCGCUGCCGGAGGAAUCCACCAAUCACAACACCAGUGAUCGGUCGGACCCAGGCGGGAGCAAGACACGAGCCCUGGCCCAAAAACGCCGCCAAGACAGCCCCCAGAGCCAGCGGCCGAGGAAGACGCGGUGACUCACCGGAAACCUCAACACCCUCCGCCAUGGCCAACAACACUCAGGGGAACGCCACGCCGAGGUAG